UAAUAACUGGAAUAGGAUAAAAAUAUAUCGUGCCACAACGAUACUAAUCACUUGAUAGGAAAAAAGCACUUACCAUCACCAUUGUGUGCCGGCUAUCGGUUUUGUUCCCACACUAAUGAGAAGAAACAAAUGUCAGAUCUGAUUUGUCUCACGUAGCAUUUCCAAUGGCUAAUGGCAUUGAAAAGGGAACGGAAGACUUACGCGUAAUUAAAUCGGAGAAAUUUGAAAGUGAACUAAUGGAUAAUACGCCAUUAUCAGCGAAACGUUCGGGACGCACCAGUCCGAGUGUUACGCCGUACCUGUUGUGCGGCACAGCUCGUCGCCGCUCGUUGAGCGGCGAAUCGAGCACGGACUCGUCCGAUUCCAACCAUACCUGGGAUCACAAGCGAGGCGGCGUUAACAGCAAACGCUUGCACAAGGUGCGUGCCGCUGCCAUGCGACGAGAGGUGCGGCGUUCACGCUCGUCCAGCUCCUCGUCCAACGCCAGCGAAUCGCCAUCCAACGAGAAUGUGGCUGAUGCCGUGCUGGUAAAGGGUAUCAGUCCCGCCACAAAGCGCAUUAAGGUCGCGCCUUUUGCCUCGAAAUUGGGUCCAUUAGAAUCGGGCACCCCGAAGUCUGGCGCAGACACCAACAAUAAGGGAGCCGCAGAGAUUAAGCAGCUGAGUGUCAUCAAUCUGAAUUUUGUCGGGAAGCCAUCAGAGAUCAAUGGCAACUCACGUGCUGCCAACGAGCCGGCACGCCGAGUCCCUGGUAAGCCGAAAUCCGCAUUCGCUUCCAAGCAAACUCUGGCAGCCAAAGCGCAGAAGCAAAAGGAGAACUAGAGCGAGAGUGCCUCUAAAAGAUGACACAGGCGACGAGAAUGGGACAUGCAAAAAGGCAACUGCGCGAGGGACUCUGCCCACACAUCAAUAAUAAAUUCUAUUCUGGCAUUUUAAAUGCCACACAUGAAACAUAUACCACAAUCCUUACUCAAGCUGCCGUCGAAGUGGCAUUAAGCUGUGUUCCUAAUAAAUUUAAUCAAAAAAAAUCUUGAAAUGUAACAAUAAUACGCAUAAUAUUAAAGCUAUAAAACUGGUACAAAUGUACGAUUCCUUAGUACAGGCAUAAAGCUGAUGAUCCGCCUCGAAAGUCUACUGGAAAUGUUAGCCGAGGGACCCAUUUAUUUGUUCACAGUAAAAAUGCAUUGAAAU
Drosophila obscura is the source of this 1190-nucleotide messenger RNA. RefSeq lists its product as uncharacterized. Bases 165 to 821 code for a protein of 218 amino acids. The record is from RefSeq and is a predicted model, not a curated record. NCBI's taxonomy places the organism in Eukaryota, Metazoa, Arthropoda, Insecta, Diptera, Drosophilidae. The transcript is spliced from 2 exons.